GUGCGGGACGCGCUGCGGGGCGGCGGGCCGCGGCCCCGGCUGCUCUGCUUCGUGCUCAGUGUGCUGGCCGAGCCGUCCGGGGCCGCGCUGCCCCCGGGCCAGCUGGGCUUCGGCAAGCGGCAGCAGGCGGCCGGCGAGAGAGCCCUGCUGGUGGCUUUCUCCCGCGCCCAGCGGCGGGAGAGCCUCUUCAGGGAGCUGCGGGACAAGGUCCGAGCCCUGGGCAGCCCUCUGGUCUCGGGGCCCGGCGGGGAAAGCCCCCCCAAGCGCAGGAGGCGGGGGCGGCGGAGGCGGACUGCGCUGGCCGCCCGCUCUGGGGGCAGGGGGCAAGGCAAGAAGGCCAAGACGCGCUGCAGCAGGAAGCCCCUGCACGUCAACUUCAAGGAGCUGGGCUGGGACGACUGGAUCAUCGCCCCGCUGGACUACGAGGCGUAUCACUGCGAGGGCCUCUGCGAUUUCCCCCUGAGGUCGCACCUGGAGCCCACCAACCACGCCAUCAUCCAGACCCUGAUGAACUCCAUGGACCCCGAGUCGACCCCCCCCAGCUGCUGCGUGCCCUCCAAACUCAGCCCCAUCAGCAUCCUCUACAUUGACUCUGGGAACAAUGUGGUUUACAAGCAGUACGAGGACAUGGUUGUGGAGACCUGUGGCUGCAGGUAGCAAUGUCCGCUGUCUCCGCCAGCCCCGCCUCGUGUCUAUGCGUAUUCCUGGCAUGUGCCUUUUAAAAGCAAAGGUAAGAAGAGGCGUCGCAGCCUUCCUCGCGAGGCCCCGUCUGUUGUAUCCGAGCAGGCAGGGCUUGCUGUUCAGACCCUCUGUCUGCAGGGUCUGAUGCUGGAGGGAGAGAUGCAGCAGGAGGUGCAGGAUCAUUGCUGGGUGCUACGGACUUUCCCCAGAGGCAGCGGUCUGUACAUUUGCUUCCCUAGGUAAAUCUGCUCCUCAGCGUUGUCCUGAAACGAUCCUGCAAACGGGCACUUUCAAAGGAAACAAAACAAAACAAAAGCCCUCCAUGGCUCUUUUUCCAGGAAUUACAAUCUUCAGUGCACCUAUACAAACAUUUCCCGUCCCACCCCGUCUAGAAGGUCAGCUGGGGAGAAUGAGGUGUGGUAGUGAGUCUCUCUCCCUCUCUUUGAAAUGGCCCCGUCCUUGUUCAAGCGAAACCAUUGACAUUUCCCUGUUGGAAGAACAUCCCAUUUCUCCCCCGUGGAGGAGCGGGGAAGUUGCAGCCAGUUGCCUGGAAGGUGGAUAGACGGUGCCGUCUAGUUUCGGAGGCAAACCAGGGUUCAGCUCGUGAUCGGCUUGAGUUUAAACCCUGAUUUUUAAGGGUUUGUAAUGUGGCUGUAACAGUUCCCAUGGGAUGAAAUCAGAGCGCCUGCUCUUAGCCCCGGGAAGGUUUUGCUAUUGCUUUCCUGAGCUGAAAUGAUUUUAACCCCUGUCCAGUGCCGUGCACACACAAUGGCCGAGUUCGGCUGUCCGUUGCCUGGCAGCUGGAUUUAGUUCCAAACAUCUGUCAUACGGUGCUCAGCGGGCCUUAUUCUGCUCUGCCUUACCGAUAUUUUAGCGCAUGUCAGAAAGAAGUCGGUGGAGUUUAACUGGUGUAAAACUGAUGUAAGAGAUAGGUGAAUCCUACUCGGACAUCUUACCAGCCUAUUGUAGCAAACAGUGCUGGUUCGCCGGGACUUAAACCGUGACGUGUUAUGACUGUAAAAGAAUCCGACACAUGCUGGCUUGGGAGGCUUUUUCGUGCUCUUCGAAAAUUACAACGAUCAGUUUUUGAACCAGGAAACUUUGCAAAUGAUUUUCCUGCAGUGGGGCAAGCCUUGCUCAGUCCUUUGAAUUGAAAAGGGGCUACUCUGAAGAGUAAGCACCUUUUUGCAAUUAUAGUACUCAUUCUCAAUUAUAUCCUGGCUAGCUGUCAUAUAGUCAGGAACAAAAAUGACGAAUUGCCAAGGAGAUGCUGAAGAAUGUUAACUACCUAUUAAGAACCUGCUCGAAGGGUUAGGGAAUGAGCAAUAGAUUUCAGGCCUCAUCUUGCUGCACUUAGGCAUGCAAGACUCCCAUCGACCUUAAUCACAUUCUGAUUUUCCAGGGCAUUAUCCCUUCAUUCGUUGUGUUAAAGAGAAAUUCAAGGAGUUUAAUUCUGGUUGCACUUUGUAAAUUAUGGAAAAAUUGUGAAAGAUUUAGAAAGGAGCUAAGAGACCUGAGAGUCUCAAACUAGUUUAUUCAAAAGGAGGUUACAAAAGAACUUCAUCACUGUCAUAAGUGGGAAAGAGAUUUUGGGAAGUAGAUGGCUUUUUAGUAGUAAAAAGUAGGUACAUCCAGACCCAAUGUUUGGAAGCUGAAGUGAGGUAAAAUCAGACCCGAAUUAAAGCCCAUGUUUUGAACACGGAGGAAUGUUAACCAUUGAAGCAACUCACUGAUGGAUUCUGUGGUUUUAUAUGACUUGAAGUAUUUGAAUCAAGGCUGGCUGGUUUCCUAAUGUGUGCUAUUGCACGGACAGAAUUCAUUGUCUACAUGGAGAAAUUGCUAGAUAGUAUUCGGGGGACUGUGUUCUCAUCAGUCUAAAUGAAUAUAAUGGUUCCUUCUGGCUUUAAAUCUAUGAAUCUGCAAAAUUCCUCUGAUGUCAAUUAUUUGCUCUAAUAUGCAGAACACAGAAGCUGGCCCAAAGACUUAAAAUCUUUAAAAACAUUUUUGAAAGAAGUUAAAUGACUGGAUAGGUCCUGCAGACCCUCAGAGAAAACUCUGCCAUUUCAAGCAUUUUUGUUUUUUUCCCCCCCAAGCAAAAUGCCUUAUGAUUGCUUAUUGGCAGAUAAAAUCAGACCGGGGUUAUUCACGUAGGCUCAAAGAGCACGCGAGCAAAAUAUUUGCUAGCAUUUGCACUCCGACCUUGAAAGCUGAACAAUUUGCCUGUUGCUCUGCUCGUGGCGAUCCAUAGGAGACUCAUCAUAACCUAAUGUCCAUCUAUAUGGAAUUAAACAGGGGAACUCUGUACGAUGCCAAUCGGACCGAGUAAUUUGGGCAGCCUGCCAACCUAAGUAGUACUUAUGCUUUGAAGUCAGAAAUACGUGUGAAUCACUCUCAGGGCAGAAGUGAGUGUCUUGGGUCUGGUGCUGUAUAAGACAGGCUAAUAUUCAGUCCUGAAUUGCUCAUACUUUCUCUUUAGUAAUUUAGCAGAUCCUUUACAAAAUAGCAUGUGUUUUCUACUAUCAGUUAAAAUAUUGCCAAAUGUGCAUCAGUGCCUGGUAGCUACGGUCCUUUGCUUUUGUAGGAGUUAAAUUAAUGUUGUAACUUUGCCUAAGCAGCUAAACUUUCCCAAAGUUCAGAGGUGCCUGGAUCUGGGGAUUUGAUUGUGCUGUUGUAGAGGGAAGGGGUAACCUCC
Gavialis gangeticus (Gharial) is the source of this 3373-nucleotide messenger RNA. RefSeq names its product growth differentiation factor 7 (gene GDF7). Gene Ontology annotation, cellular component: extracellular region. The record is from RefSeq and is a predicted model, not a curated record. The annotation marks the transcript as partial. Gene Ontology annotation, molecular function: growth factor activity; cytokine activity. Lineage: Eukaryota; Metazoa; Chordata; Crocodylia; Gavialidae. Gene Ontology annotation, biological process: BMP signaling pathway; SMAD protein signal transduction. The transcript has a single exon.